Messenger RNA from Knipowitschia caucasica, 204 nucleotides. Lineage: Eukaryota; Metazoa; Chordata; Actinopteri; Gobiiformes; Gobiidae. The record is from the annotation of a GenBank genome assembly.
AUGAGAAGAGAACAGAUCAAUAACCAGAACAUAAUAGCAUCAUCAAAGGCAGCAGUAGUGCGUCCUCCCCUCGGCGUCAACUUCUACACAGAGACAUAUCUUGGUUGGGCGCAAAGCAAAAGAGACUGCGAUCAUCCAACACCGGGGAUUUACAGGUCUGCCGUUGGAGAACGCUUCUCAACUGGCCGCAGUAAAAUGAAGUAG